Hibiscus syriacus is the source of this 687-nucleotide messenger RNA. RefSeq lists its product as uncharacterized. The record is from RefSeq and is a predicted model, not a curated record. The transcript has 2 exons. Lineage: Eukaryota; Viridiplantae; Streptophyta; Magnoliopsida; Malvales; Malvaceae. The coding region runs from base 1 to 687 and encodes 228 amino acids.
AUGGCAGUGCCGCCGAUGCAUUCGGGGUUUCUCGAGAUCACCCUCGUCUCCGCCCAAGACCUCCACUCGGUCUCCAAAAACAUGAAGACCUACGCCGUUGUUUGGCUCCAACACGACGAAAACAACAAGCAGGCCACGAAUGUUGACCAGGCAGCGGAACGAACCCGUCGUGGAACCACACGUUCACCUUCCGAGCGAUCAAUAGGUGGCGACGCCACCGGUACCGUUGCACCACCAUUACGCCGUCCAUCAGUAAAGUCGCACGGGGUUCUUAAUAUGGGAGUUUCCCUCAAGUCAGCAGUGGAAGACCAUAGCGGCAGCUUGGUGAACGGGAGCUCGCUUUGCAACUCCGACGUCGGACCAUCGGCGUCGAUCGUGGCGGUGGCGAUCGCGAAAGGAUUGUAUACCCCACCGGUUACUAAUCCAUCGGAAGAAGCAGAACUAAUAAAGGAAUGGACCAAGAAAGAGAGAGAGAAAGAAGCGUUGGAGAGACGGCAGAUGGAAACCGAGCAGGUCCUUCUCCUCCGCUUCGUUCCAGAGCAGGAAACCGAGCAGAGAAGAGUAAAGGUACCAAGUUGUUCGCGUGUUUGGGAUGUGAAAUUGCGAUUUCUUGCUGCGGCGGUGGCGAUGAAGGUAGUAGGAGGAGGAAAAGUGGGAAGAAACGUGGAAACAAAGUUUGUAAUUUAA